Messenger RNA from Fusarium redolens, 1002 nucleotides. Its product is annotated as regulator of chromosome condensation 1/beta-lactamase-inhibitor protein II. The record is from RefSeq and is a predicted model, not a curated record. The transcript has 3 exons. The coding region runs from base 1 to 1002 and encodes 333 amino acids. NCBI's taxonomy places the organism in Eukaryota, Fungi, Ascomycota, Sordariomycetes, Hypocreales, Nectriaceae.
AUGGAUCUCCCAGUACGAACCCCUUCCUCAGACCAAAGCAUGGAGCUAUACGCAACCGGCUUCAAUGCCUGGAGUCAGCUCACAUUCGGCCUUUCGCCAGCGGACGAAGAGCCUGACGAUGUAUUCACUUUCACGAAAAUAUUGGCGGCUAGCUCUCUUGGUCGGAUUGCUUCUGAAAUGAGCUAUACUGCAGUUCAACAAAAUACUUCUUGGGCCAUUGCCGGAUCAUCUCCUGACCAAGUUCUUCACCGUGAAGACAACCAAGGGUUUCUAUUCGACUCUCCAAGUGCUAUUUCAGGGGAUGGGAAGGUCUUGGCUGUUCAGGAUUCGGACUGUUCACCCUCAAAUCAAGUCAUUGUUCAGUAUCCGUCCUUGGCGGCAUGGAAAGCCAACAAGAGUACCGACUCAUGGCCUUGCAAGGCUUCUGUCCGCCAGAUAGCAGCCUACGAUACUGGUUUCAUCAUUCUUCUCGAGGAUGAAACCGUCUCAAGCUGUGGUGAUCCACGAUUUCGAGACUGCCUCGGCCGUGAUGUUGACGAGUCCUGCCCUGCCAACGAACCCGGAAUCAUACAAGAUCUGAGUGAUCUCGGCGAACCCAUUAAGAAGAUUGCUGCAGCGGGAUAUACAGCUGCAGCUUUGACAGAGAGUGGCGGAUUGUAUCUCUGGGGUAUGGCAACCCCUGGCUCACAAAGCCGACACAACUUAUUUCAAGAUAUCAGCGAGUUGCCAAAUUACUUCCAAGUCGAUGGAGACAAAGACGUGCAGGAUAUUGGAAUUGGAGAAUCACAUGCCAUUGCUCUCACAUCAGAUGGCUGCAUCUACCUGAUAGGGAAUAACACCAAUGGUCAAAUUGGUCUUGGCAAAGAUGCUCAAGAUCUAGUUCCAUCAUGGUCAAAGAUAGAUUUUACGCCCCCUGAGGGUUUGGAAAUUGUUGCCGUCCAGGCUGGUCCCAGGUCAUCAUUUAUAGUCACAAAAAAGGUAAAACAAUCUCAAAGCUCAUAA